Molecule: messenger RNA, 1479 nt
Organism: Zootermopsis nevadensis
Lineage: Eukaryota; Metazoa; Arthropoda; Insecta; Blattodea; Termopsidae
Source: RefSeq, a predicted model, not a curated record
CUGUCUCGUCAACAGUUGCGCUCGUAGUGGCUAUCGUUGAAGUUACGCCUUGUAAUGCAAUCCAUUGAUAUUACGCAUAGAAUAAGCUUAAAGUGAAAAAGACGCAUGCAUAUGUUGUGAAUGGAAUAUGAAUGCAAGAUCCUUGAAACGAAGGUUUUCAAUGCUGUUGUGCUGCUAUGGUGUCAUCACCUGCUAACGAACCAUGAACUACUCCCCAGUGCAAGAACAUCGAUACCGUAGUUUGGGACUAAGAACAAUACAGUGUACUUUACCGAGCCGAAGAUGUGGAAAAUACAUAUCUGGAAGGGACCGCAAAGGAUGUUGAUGAUGAUGAAGCGGUAUACACGAGUUGGAGGCGCUGGUGUUCUCCUUGCAUUAGGAAUCCUGUUACUGUACGUCAUCUUUUGGUGCUCAAGAAAAGAACCACAGCCAUUGCAGAGGUUAUCAUAUCGACCAGAACUGUUUGACAUUGUAAAAGAAAGCAUUUUCACUGGAUUCAAUAAUGAAACAGGAUCCAAAAAUGGUGAAUACAUUAUUCCAAACAUCAUCCACUUCUUAUUCUUCGGAGAAAGUCGUAUAUCUUACGUCGCUGCGGUAUGUGUUUUGGCAGCGUUCAAGAACCAGCAUCCCGAGAAGAUACUAGUUCAUACAGACGUUGACAGUUUCAGAGGUCCGCACUGGGAGAAGCUGAAGAACACUCCAAACCUGACUAUAGAAGUUCAUAAAAUUCAAAUGCCAAAUGAGAUAUUUGGACAGAAGAUCAAUCAUGUCUGGCAUGCUGGAGACGUUACGCGAAUAAAGAUCUUGAUGGACUACGGAGGAAUAUUCUUAGAUAACGAUUCCUAUUUGGUGAGGAGCCUCGACUGUUUCCGGAAGUACGAAAUGGCUCUUGGGUUGGAUGAGAACGGUUACAUAGGAACUCAGGUUUUAGUUGCCCAUAAGGAGGCAAGAUUCCUCCGUUUGUGGCUGGAGACGUACAGAGAAUACUACCCUGAUCUCUGGUACUUCAACGCAGGUCAGAAACCGGCACUUGAAAUUCUGUGGCAUAAACCAGAACUAGUCCACAGCGUUAGAACACUGUUCGGAGUGCAUGAUCUAUCUCAGGAACUCUACCGACAAUACAACUGGAAGGAAUGGCGUAAUUAUCACACCAUCCACCUCUUAAUUAGACACAGACAUUACUUAGACAGUUGGUGGAAUUUUUACUGGUGGCCAGAACUAAAUGAAAUUAAUAUCCACGAUUACCCUAUGACGUUUGGUCAAAUGGCCCGGGAUGUAUAUGAUUUCAAAUGACAUAAACGAUGUAUUUGAGUGUACAAGGACAUAUGACUUUCCGAUUAUAGACCAAACUAUAAAAAUAUUUUAUUCAUACCCAUUAAAGAACUAACAGUCCCAGUGACAAGUUAAGCCUAGUUCAGAUAAAAUGCUAAUUUAUUUAAUUUAAAGAAAUAUAUAAUAUUAUAUUAAUAAUUAAUUUAA